This is a messenger RNA of Sclerotinia sclerotiorum 1980 UF-70, 129 nucleotides long. RefSeq lists its product with no specific name. The record is from RefSeq and is a predicted model, not a curated record. The coding region runs from base 1 to 129 and encodes 42 amino acids. Lineage: Eukaryota; Fungi; Ascomycota; Leotiomycetes; Helotiales; Sclerotiniaceae. The transcript is spliced from 3 exons.
AUGUCAUUGGAUAGUAACGUUGUUAUCUUUAUCAUCUAUAAGAUUUUAGAAGAUGGGAAUAAAUCAUUAAUCCUUGAACAGAUGUUUUCCGCAUCAUAUUCCGAUUUAGCUCUCACCUGUCUCACGUAG